ACCGCUUUCACGAUUUCCAUCAGCAGCAACCACGGAUGAGUAGGCGACGUGUAACUACAAAGGGCGCAACUACAUGAUAUUGUCAAUUUUUCCGGUUUCUUUGCAGUGUUUUCAAUGGGUCUUGCUUGCCCUCUCGCCGCUCACGAUUCCUGACUAUCUAGCUUCCGAUUAAACACACACGAAUACGAUACUUGAAUGUCCAGCCCGCGACGUGCAACGACUCCUCAUCAAGUCCCGUCUUCUGCCGCCAAGAUGAAGGCCGAGAAUUGACCAACUGGAACACAUGGAACCGCUCAGAGAAAAGGUCAAGCAUCGAGGAUCCACGUCUCCAUGGCGCUGCAUCAAACCUCGGCCAACCUCGAUCGAGCAUUUGGGAUCUUCCUCUUGUCUCACCACACCCUCUUACAUCCUAUCUCUCACAAGCCUCACGUUUCCCUCAUCACUGGUUGUGUACGGUGAGGCGACCAGGGGUUCGCAUUUCACAGCGUUUUCACUCAGGUCCUCUUCACCCCUCACAGGGCCAAAACUCUCGAUAUCAGUCAAAACGGUCCAGGCGAUCAAUUUCCCCUUUCUCGCUACCCUGCAUCCACGAUAUGGCAAGGAUGCCAAUUGAUGCUGAUGGAGAUGAUCAAGCCUCAACCGGCUUACAUUCAGCGGUGUUUAUGCUGUUUUCAGUCAAGUUAUCCGUCUCUUUCACACAUUGUCGGCUGCGGGAGCCGCACCUAUUCACUUCAUGUUAUGGCUAACAAGCCACUCUCAAUGGGCCAUUGCACAUUCGCAAACUACCAGAUAGGUCAGGUUGGGUAUUUGACCUUGCAUUCCUGUCGAUCCUCAGACCACUUUUGCAUUUUAGCCAUGUUGCCCAGUGGCAUCUUGUUGGGGCUCCUGUCAAUCGAUAUCCCGUUUCGUUAUCCAAACAAGAGGGUGUGCAACUCUGAGACAACGGCCACGGCAAAGCAACCACCUGAAAGGUCGAAAUUCAGUCACUUCACGAUGUUCGGCCAGCUCUUCCCUGUUUCUACACGCAUCCACUUAGUAUAUCGUUACAAGCAAGUGAUGCUCGCGGUCUCGAGACAGUGUCUCCUGAGCGGAUUUCAGAUUUGCCCAAUUUAAUAUUCCCCCAACACUUAACUUAUACGUUGCCUCGAUACUCCCUCGGCUGGUUGUUUCGGCGGAUCUCGUGCCAAGGGACAAGCAUAUGUAACACCGCUGAACAGUGACCGAAAACGGUGGACGGCCCGAUGCUCUCAUGUUAUCCCGCGUUCUCUGCCGGUUUUGCCGUCUUUCGGGAGAAUGCAGCAUACGGGCAGGACCCCAAUGCCCCGAACUCCUAUCCAGACUCCAAUCAGGGACUUAGUUUUGCCCGACCAACACGGCCCAGGGGGCCCACAUUGUCGGCCGGGCAGCCGCGUCGCCCGUGUCGCCCGCCUCGCCGUCUCUUAAACGGUCCGAAACCAGCCUUCACCAGCUCACUCAUAUUGUCCGAAUGGCACCUACCUUGUCCCAAGUAUCUGUGGCUGAUUGUCGUUCUCCCUGGUGUUGCCGGUUUCCCCGACCAACGACCCUUUCAAGGGUCGGGUCUGUGAUCCUUUUCCCAGAUUUGUUGACGGCCUGCCAGGUUCACUGGCUUGAAACAUAAAAUCAAGUCGCGAUGGAACGCCGGAAGGUUGUGGGACCCUAGUAAGAGCACUGGCGAGCUUGGCAGCCCUUUGGUUAGUUUCUUGAGCCUUGAGCCAUCAAAUCUACCACCAGGUUGAUCAAAACCCCACAGUCUUAUUCUUUAUGAGCUUGUUGUUCGACCUAGGUAGAGGAGGAGGUAGCUUCGGGCGCUAGGUUCCGUCAAGGACGCCUUUGUCCAAACCAUACAUUUUCGGUGGUACCACUGCCAUGCUUGAUUAUUUGCAUGCGGUUUACAGUUCCGGAACGCACCACUCGCCAGUCACGAUUGUUGCUUCAACGGUUGAAGUUGACCGACGAAGGAUGGAGUUGAUGGAGCCGAUAGGUAACUGGACCUGGACGCGCUACUAUACACGUGUACCCCGCAAAUUGCUGAUCUACCCCGGACUUACAACUUCCUAUCUGUGGGGGAAUGGGGUCUGCUGGAGAUCAAAGUGGAUUCAAACCUCGACGCAUAACCUGCUUCAUUGGUUUGAUGAAGCGACCAUGAAGAGGAGUUGUGCAGGCAUGGGCUGACACGUGGAGGAAAUCAAGUUCGAUUCUGGACAUGUUGGGAUCUAUCUCAAUGUUCACCUUGCCAGAUUAUGUACGUCGGCUGUAGCCCGUGCAAAUGUUACUUCUGGAGGCUUCAGCAGUCACAGAAGGACAUGUCUCUUUUCUCUUAAAACAUCACAAAGCCACGUCGGUUGAAGGGCCACGCUGUAUUUUGAGACAUGUGUUUUCGGCUAAUGUGCUGCUUAGGACAACCGGAAUUGUACUUUCGAAGAGGCCUCCGAAAAGCAUUAUGAAGAGGCAUUCGGAUAUGCUUAUUUUGAAAUCAGGAAAUUUGUGAUAUCCCGUCCUUCCCGCAGCGUUUCGUAACAGCCAAGCCCCGAUACAUCGGAGUCAUCGCAAUUGUAUGCAAGCCUCUCGUUCCAUUGGUCUCUCCGCGCCGUCGCAGGGCUUCGAACUCCGCCGUACCGUUUUCAUGGCGUGAUUCAGAAGGUUUGGGACGUGAUAGUGUCAAUCAUCUUCAGGGAUUUCUGCAUUCCUGACGGAUAUCACGGCAUAUGGUCCUUUCUUUGUCAGCUUGUGGCCGUGGCAGGUUUUAGGUACUCUGUGAGCUGUAUCUUUGCGUUGCGGAAACUUCAUGUGCGUGGGUCAAAUCAAGGUCAUCGUGAUCUGCCCCUGGGAUAGGAUUCUUCAUGAUCUGGACAGGUUACCACAUGGUCUGCAGCGGGGCGCUUCAAAAUCUCGUGGGAUGGUCAUCUCUGGUAUGACUGGUGGAAUCCUCUCUGCUGAAGAUCAUCGACUGGAAUCAAAGACAUGAGUGGGGAAGAACACAGUGGAGGGUGUGAAUGAGACAGAACGAACACGCUCGAUGAUACUUUCAAACAUGUGAAGAGACGAAGGCCAUCUUGGUAUAAAAUCAUGUCAGCGUGAUGGCUAUCUCAAACCAGACUCGGCGUUCUCUUCAUGAGACGGACGGAACUAAAAUCUCAUGCUUUUCAGUUUGAGCAGCAGCUAGGAUCAAAUGGAUAUUAGUGAGUUUGCUCUUCACAACAUCCUGUCCUUCGUGUGACAAUCCCGUUGAGUUACACUGUCUUGCACAGCGAGGCGCACGUCAGAUGUUUGUAGUAUUUUGGGUUUGUUCACCGACCGUUGGAUUGAAAACUUGACUCAGCACCAAGGGUCAGCAGCCAUUGUCGCGAUUGAAGAAAUUCAUUUGGGAUUGCUUGCGAAUGCCUUCUAGGUGGUCUCCUUAUACUUGAUGGAAACAUGGCGAAAGUGAUAUAUCGAUACUUACGUCAGACGUCUCAGCUGAGUUGAGGGAUAACUACUUACUGUUUCCACCACACCGGGCUUACUGUCGUCGCCUAAAUGCCAGGUGCUCUUCACUCGCUCAGCUCAAACAGUCCCGCCUGUCACUUACAACUUUAGCGUAUCGCGCUUCAGCCGCUUGCUGCUGAAUCCUCUCGUACAACAACAGGAACAGACCAAGUCGCACUUGCUACCCGUAUCGCGGACUGACUUGUGUCACGGACUUGGUUCAACAUGACGUACCGGCUCGCGCUUGAGCGCUGGAGAUCAGACUACCUACCUCCCAGGUCAGUAUCAGAUGAGGGGCUAAAAAAUAAAAUCACGACUGUCGUUGCCAGGAGCGAUUUGAAGGAAGCAUGUAAGACCUGGGGACUUGGCAGCUGCCUAUCCGAACGAUUGGAUUGGGGGUUCAAAAGGCGCAGCAACGACACACUUGAUGACGGUUCGCAAUCACGACGGCCACGUAUAAUCUUACAUUCCAAGCACUUGCUUGCUAUGAACGCCGUUCAUUUGAACUACAACCAGGGGCCAUACCUGAAGUGAUUCUACAUUCUUAUACAGUCCCUCCAGCCAAUUUCACCAUCUGAAACUAUCAUCGAACCUCAGGCACUCGACCUGAAAAGUCCCCGACUGAGCCAACAAGAUUGAAACGAACAGACCGAACGAAACAUACUAUCACCGAAAAUGAGAUCAUUCACUCACCUUAUUACCGUCCCUCUGGCGUUAGCCACGCAAGCCCUUUCUCAAUCCCUCCCAACGUCAACAGUUACCGCGACUGCAAGUGGUAGCAGCAGCAGCAGCAGCAACAGCAUUAUCACCACCCCACUGACCAACCCUCUCCUGCCAACAAGCGACAGGCCCACGCCCGUCUCGGAGUGUCCCAUCAUCAUCUCGACCGCCAGCGUCUGCUCGACCUGCAUGACGAUCGACUGCGUGACCGUGAGCACCGUCACGGCAGGUUGUACGUGCGCGAACCCGCCCAUGACGGUUUACCAGUCGUGGGGAUGCGAGAAGGGAUGUGAUGCGUUGCCGUCCGGAUGUAAGACGUUGUAUGAGGUUGUUUCGGAGGAGGCGGGGAAGUGCUCGGGGGGUGAUUUCGGAAACGGUACAGCGACGGUGGCGGCGGCAAGCAGCACGGUCAUGUCAUUCUCGAGCGGUGGUCCUCUUGGACCGGUCAAACCUACGAUUUCAGGCCCGAUUAGCAUUAAUGCUGCUGGACGGCAGGCAAUGAUGCCCUUUAGGUUCUGGUGAGGGGGGGGAGCAAGCAGAGAAGGACCGAUCCAAUCGGAUGGUAUCAGUUUAGGGCGUGGUUCAAGGGGAAGUCAAAUGUUCAAGAUGUAAUAUUAUUACAGGGAAAGUCAGGCUUGACUGACAAAGUCGGAAUAAAAGAGGGAGAAUGUUGUUAGGUUGAGGGAGCAUGUCCGGACCCAGCCGAGAACAUAUUCUCUUAAGGUGUUAAGACACAGUCUUUUAGUGAUGGAGG
This is a messenger RNA of Neurospora crassa OR74A, 4960 nucleotides long. RefSeq lists its product as hypothetical. The record is from RefSeq and is a predicted model, not a curated record. The coding region runs from base 4162 to 4728 and encodes 188 amino acids. Lineage: Eukaryota; Fungi; Ascomycota; Sordariomycetes; Sordariales; Sordariaceae. The transcript is spliced from 5 exons.